This is a messenger RNA of Raphanus sativus (radish), 468 nucleotides long. Its product is annotated as protein RKD3. Gene Ontology annotation, molecular function: DNA-binding transcription factor activity. The transcript is spliced from 2 exons. The coding region runs from base 1 to 468 and encodes 155 amino acids. NCBI's taxonomy places the organism in Eukaryota, Viridiplantae, Streptophyta, Magnoliopsida, Brassicales, Brassicaceae. The record is from RefSeq and is a predicted model, not a curated record.
AUGGAGAUAAUAUUGCAUGAUGGCAAUAGCACAACAAAGGAGACAACAAGGCAGAAGAGGAGAUAUACAAAAGAUAGAUUGAUACAGAGUUAUUCCAGGGAAGAUAUGAAACCAUACUUCAAGAUGCCAAUAACUGAAGCAGCUAAGGAGCUUGAUGUUGGAGUAACACUCUUGAAGAAGAGAUGUCGUGAGUUGGGUUUUUCUCGAUGGCCUCACCGUAAGCUUACGAGCAUUGACGGCAUCAUCACUAACCUCAAGGAUCACUUAGGGAAGAUGAAGGGAGAAACGAACAGGAGUAAUCUAAUGAACGCUUUGGAGAUUUUGGAGGCGGAGAAGAAAAUGAUUGAGGAGUUUCCUGAUUUGGAGUUUAGGGAUACGACGAAGAGGUUAAGACAGGCUUGCUUUAAAGCUAACUACAAACGAAGAAAACUCUUGUCUUCUAUGUCUACCACAUCGUCUGUUUCGUGA